Molecule: messenger RNA, 3801 nt
Organism: Linum tenue
Lineage: Eukaryota; Viridiplantae; Streptophyta; Magnoliopsida; Malpighiales; Linaceae
Source: the annotation of a GenBank genome assembly
GCCUCUGGUCCUUUUCUUUUUCCACUCACAUCAGCAGCAGCUUCCUUCUCUUCCCUCACUUCGCAGCGCGUAAAACCCAGUGAAAUCCCUUCUCCCCAUUUGGAAAUUCAAUCACUGAUUUGGUGUGAAGCAUUUAAUCCGCGCGUCCCAAUUCCUGUGUUCUUCCUCCUCCAAAUUGUUCCAUUCCCGCUUCUCAUUAGGCAACCGGUUUUUGGAGAGCCCAAAGCAACCCACAUCCCGCUUUUGCCAGAAUGGCCGACCUCAACGACGAUUCCAUUCACAUCGAGAAGCUCUACGAGUACGGCGAACGCCUCAGCGAGGCUAAAGACAAGGCUCAGAACGUUGCCGAUUACCAAGGUAUUAUUGAUGCUGCUAAGACGAGUUUGAAGGCGAAGCAGCUGGCGGCACAGCUCAUCCCGCGCUUCUUCAAGUUCUUCCCUGAACUCUCUAACCAUGCUGUUGACGCUCAUCUGGAUUUGGUUGAGGAGGAAGAUCUUCGGGUGAGGGUACAAGCAAUUAGGGGUCUGCCGCUUUUCUGCAAGACCCCAGACAAUCUAUCCAAGAUUGUGGACAUUCUUGUUCAACUACUUACAGCAGAGGAAAUUAUAGAGAGGGAUGCAGUGCACAAGGCCCUCAUGUCCUUGUUGAGGCAGGAUGUUAAAGAACUCUCUUGUCCUGCAGCUUGCCUAACUGCCUUAUUCAAACACAUUUGCAAUAUUGAUGAACAAAACACAGAGGACCCAUUCCGUGAGAAAGUUCUUAGCUUCAUAAGAGAUAAGGUUUUCCCGCUCAAAGCUGAACUCUUGAGGCCUCAAGAGGAGAUGGAACGACAUAUAACUGAUUUGAUUAAAAAGAGUUUACAAGAUGUAACUGGUGCUGAAUUCAGGAUGUUUAUGGACUUCUUGAAGAGUUUGAACAUGUUUGGGGAUAAAGCUCCUCCUGAGCGUACAAAAGAACUUGUUGAAAUAAUUGAAGGGCAGGCUGAUCUAGAUGCACAGUUCAAUGUUGAAGAUGGAGAUCAUAUUGAUAGAUUAAUAUCAUGCCUGCACACAGCUCUUCCAUUCUUUUUGAGAGGAGCAUCUAGUUCCAAAUUCCUCAACUAUUUGAACAAGCACAUAAUACCCGUUUUCGAUAAGCUUCCUGAAGAACGAAAGCUUGAUUUACUGAAAGCACUGGCAGAAAGCUCUCCAUACACUACUCCUCAAGAUUCUCGCCAGAUUCUUCCUUCUGUUGUUCAACUCUUGAAGAAGUACAUGCCACGAAAGAAGACAGGGGAAGAAACAAACUUUACUUAUGUCGAGUGCUUAUUAUAUGCUUUUCACCAUUUGACAAACAAGGCUCCUAAUGCCACAAACAGCUUAUGCGGUUACAAGAUAGUAACUGGCCAACCAUCAGAUAGACUUGGCGAGGACUUCUCUGAACUCUACAAGGAUUUCACUGAGAGGUUGACUAGUGUGGAGGAGCUUACUAGGGCUACAUUGAAAAAAUUGACGCAAGGAAUGGCAGAACAUAAUAAAGCAAUGUCAGCAGCUAAGUCAGAGGAAGCUAAGGAUGCAAUUAAAAUUCAGAAGCAGAACGCAACAACUGGAUUGAGAACAUGCAAUAACAUUUUGGCGAUGUCAAAGCCUUUGCAUGCAAAAACGCCUUCAUUCAUGGGAGACAAGAGCAUCAACCUUUCUUGGAAAGAAGCAACAAAACCUUCUGUACCAUCCAACACCGUGACAACUGGAGGCAAACGACCUCAAACAGCUACUAAUGGAUCAGGGAACCCGGCAAAGAAGGGGCGUGGUGGUGGCGGUGGCGGCAUGCAGAACCAACUCGUGAAUAGGGCUUUCGAAGGCAUCGGGAGGGGCAACACACGUGGCCGAGGAAGGGGCAGGGGGUGGGGUGGCCGUGGAAGAGGCAGAGGAGGUUUUCGUUAGACAUACUGAAGGAGAAGGGACUCACGUGAAACGAGAGAGAGAGAGUGAGGGGAGCGAGACUACAUGCAAGCAUAGUGAAGGAGGUUUGACUUUGAGUUACAGAAGUUGAAAGACGACCAGCUGGAAAAGUGUUUUAGCCGAACCAAGAUUAGCCCGCAGAUCACCCUCUUCAUUUAUCGCCGCCAAUCUUUAUUCUUGUGGAGGCUGUUCGUUGUGGAUUGAAUUUUGGAGAAAAACGAAAGCACCUUCAAUUUCUAACCCGUUAAGUUAGGCUUAGUCGAAUCUGCUUUGUUCAUUUGUAGUUGUGAUCUGACAUGGAAGGCUGAAACAGUUGGAACCUAUUUUAGAUUGUUGUAUUCAGUGGGAUGAAGAUGAACUAUGCGGUUAACAACUUGAUGGAUGUGGUUUGUGUUAUGAGAUUUCUGCUGUAUUUUCUACUAGAGAAUCAUUUGUACUUCACUGCUGAAUCCAGUUUAGAAAUUUCCUAUCUAAAAGAGGCAUGUGAAAGAUAUUUCGGCCACUGGAGUUCUACAUAUUUGCAUGCCUAACAGCCUGAGCUAGCUCUAUUGCUGGAAUUCUUAUUUCAUCAGGAUUGUCAUGAAAGCUUUCUGGAAUCCCUGGAUCAUCAGGAGUGCGAGGAGGCGGGCUUUCACAUAUGCAACUUGAAACACUCCAAUCCUCUCCUCCUGCAUCUGCUGAAGUUGGAGGCGGCGCACUUUCCACAACAGCCUUCCCUCUAUAAAGGUACUUUGCUAACUCAGCCGUCUUGUUCCAUAUACUAAGAUCCCCAUGUCCUUCCUCUUCCUGACAAACCCUGUACUUCCUCAACAAAUGCAAUAGAAACACCACCAAGCAGACGGUGGAUGUUGCACCAGAUAAAACAUAGAGCCCCCAGAAGUUCUGGAGGCUCAAGCUCUCGGUGUUGUCAUCGCUCGUACUGCCUGAACACUCUCUAGACGGAGAAAACCAAUCCUCUUCUAACCUCUUCAGCUCUCCUUCUUCUGACAGCUUCAGGAUGGCCUUCGAUACAUCGGCUGCUAUUGGAGAACCUUUCUGAAACACAAAUCCCAAUCCUCCAAAUCUGAACGUCUGUGCGGUUGCAGUGAACCGCUUGCAGUAGUGAUUGAUGAACACUUUCUGAUAUGGGAGCUCCAGAAAUGCGGCAGAGAUUUGAUUCUUAUCGAACUGGGUUUCAUAAUUGUACUCAUUAUUGACGUUUUCAAUGUUGUCUGCUUUGAAUUCCAGCACUUUUUCGAGGUAAUUCCUGACGAAUGAAUCUCCAUCGCACCCUACCCUCAGGUUGUUCUUCUUCAGCCAGUCGAUAUCAGUGACGUUUGGCUUCAGCCGCUGCACCGUGAGCAUGGAAGUCAGGCUGGCUGUGUAGCUCGAGUUCAGUAUCAACACCACGAAUAGCCACACCACCAACACCAAACGAGUCAGGUUGCUAUACACUUUCUCCCUGUGGGCAAAGAAGAGCGAGGAGAAAGUGAAGAGAAUCGCGGUCCCCAUCUGGUUCAUUAAAGGACCUUUGAACUCCGGAUUACUCUGGUGCUCCAAGAACCAGAUGAUGAAUGCUGUGUACAUCAAGAUAGAUCCAGUGACCAACCACAUCUCCAUGGUGAAGGGCUUCAUGAACAUCCAGGCAGAUUUCUUGGAAUCCGCUGGCACGAUCAUCGAGAGCCCCGAUUCCGCAAACGGCUGAGUAAACUCCACUUUCUCCCAUCUGUCGGCUAGAAUCGUGAUGUCACCAACAAUGGCGUCGUAGGUCUUGUUGUACACAUGAUCCACCAAAUCCUCGUAUGUGCCGUUGUAAGGCACGAAUUUGUAGGGGAGUCUGUAGUCGAGUUUGUCUAAGAUCUUCCAGAAAAGCUCGAUGCAG